Messenger RNA from Phyllostomus discolor (pale spear-nosed bat), 2010 nucleotides. Its product is annotated as nuclear transport factor 2-like. The record is from RefSeq and is a predicted model, not a curated record. Gene Ontology annotation, cellular component: nuclear pore central transport channel. The transcript has a single exon. Lineage: Eukaryota; Metazoa; Chordata; Mammalia; Chiroptera; Phyllostomidae. Gene Ontology annotation, biological process: protein import into nucleus. The coding region runs from base 1543 to 1902 and encodes 119 amino acids.
GUGUUCACAGAAAAUCUCAAGCAAUCUAUAAAAAAGAAAAACCCUUCUGAACUAAUGAGUGAAUUUAGCAAGAUUAUAGGAAAAAACAUGGCCAAUAUACAAAAUCAAUCACACUUCUAUAUGCUAGCAACAAACAACUGAAAUUUUAUAUUUAAAAAUAUAACAAUAGCAUAAAACAUGAAAUACAGAUAAAUUUAACAAAAUAUAUUCAAGACUUCUACAUUAAAACAUUACACUAAAUCUACAAAACAUUUCUGACAGAAAUUAAAGAAGAUCUAAAUAAAUGGAUGGAUAUAUAGUCAUGGACUGGAACCUUCAAUAUUGUUAAGGUAGCCAUUAUGCUCAUAUUGAUCUGUAUCGAUUUGGCACAAUUCUAAGGAAAAACCUCAAGGUUUUUUUGGUAGAAAUUACCAAGCUGAUUUAAAAUUUACAUGGUUAUCCAGAACAGCCAAGUCAAUUUUGACAAAAGAAAUGAUAACAAUACCAAAGUCGGAGGACUUAUGUUACUAGGCUUUAAGACGUCAGGGAAAGUUAUUGUAAUCAAGACAGUAUGUUGUUGGGAUAAACAUACACAAACAGCUCAGUUGAACAGAAUAGAGAGUUCAGAAAAAGACAUACAGGUGGUAAAUUGAUGUUCUAUAUUGGCAGCAUUGUAAUGCAGUGGAGAAGAUGCUGCAACACUGGAGGGAUUAGUUACCUGUUACUGCGUAACAAAUUACUCCACAACUUAGUCAACACAAAUUUAUCUUCCAGUUUCUUUGAGGAAUUUGGGAGUGGCUUAGAUGGGUAGUGUUGGCUCAGGAUUUUCAUGAGGUGAGAGUGAAGACAUCAGUGAGGGCUCCAGUCACUGAUGAAGGCUCAAGUAAAGCUGCAGGAUCUGCUUCCAAGACAGUUCAUUCACACAGUUAUUUGGAAGAGGCCUCAGUUCCUCACCACGUGGAUCUCUUCCUAUGUCUGCUUACGUGUGUCCUCACCACAUGGCAGCUGGCUUUCCACAGAGUGCGUGAUCCAAGAAAGAGAAAGCAAGGGGGAGCCACAGUGCCUUUUAUGCCUUAACCUUGGGUCAUAACACCAUUUCUUCACAUUCUAUCAUUAAAAUCAAGUCAUUAAAUACAACGCAAACCUAAGAGGAGAGGAAUUUAGUCCCUAUCUUUUGAAGAGGGGAGUGUGAAAGAAUUCAUGGGCAUUUGUAAAAUGCCCAUACUAAGUAUCCAUAUGGAACAAAAUGGAUCUCAACCUCUACCUCACAGCACACACAAAAAUUAUUUCAAAAAUGGGUCAGAGGACUAGAUAAAAGGUAAAACUACAAAACUUCUAGAAGGAAACACAGGAGAUAAUUUUUGCAACAUUAGGAUAGGCAGAUUUCUUAGAAUACAAAACACCAUUACAAAAUUCAAUGUCAUACACAUAGUAAAUACAUAUAAAUGUCAAAAACAGGGUGGAGUGGAGGCAGAUCAUGCUGGGCUGCUGCUGCUGCUGCUGCUGCUGCCGCCGCCGUCAUGCCAGCCCCUCAGUCUCAACAAGGCUGGGUGGUGCUCCAUAAUGGGAGACAAGCCAAUCACGGAGCAGGUUGGAUCCAGCUUCAUUCAACAUUGCUACCAGUUAUUUCAUAAUGAUAGAACUGAGUCAUGCCUUACACGAGAAGGUCAGAAAUUCCAGGGGAAAGCUGCCAUUGUGGAGAAGUUGUCUAGCCUUCUAUUCCAGAAAAUCCAGCAUAGCAUUACGGCACAAGACCAUCAGCCCAUGCCAGAUAGCAGCACCCUCAGCACGGCUGUGAGCUGGUGUAGGGCUGAUGAAGACCCCGUCAUGGGGUUCCACCAGAUGUUGCUAUUAAAGAACAUCAACGAUGCCUGGGUUUGUACCAGUGGCAUGUUCAGGCUUGCCCUGUACAACUUUGGCUGACCUCCUCCCAGCCAGGCACUCAUGCUGUUUCCUCCUCCCUCCUCUUCCCCAUACUAUUCACCCUCCUCCAGAUACGCAAACAAGCAGGGCUGCAGUGGGAGCGGGCGA